UCCUGCUCAGAAAUGAAAAUAUAUAAGUGGAGACAAACAGGACUCAAGACACACUUUUGUCGGGAGAACCAAUAAGCCAAGGAAGAUGAAGCUUAGCAUCCUUGCCCUGGCCCUUCUGGUGGCCCUCGCAGCCCUCCUCGCCCCUGCCAGCGCUGACCCAAGCAAAGGCAAGGGUGGCGGACGGCGCUUCGGAGGCGGCCGUCGGGUGUCUUUCGGUGGCGGCGGCGGCGGAUACGGCAAGGGCUUUGGCGGCGGCAGGAGCUUCGGCGGUGGCAGGAGCUUCGGCGGUGGCUUUAGCCGUGGCUUCGGUGGCGGCAAGGGCUUCGGCGGUGGCUUCGGUGGCGGCAAGGGCUUCGGCGGUGGCUUUAGCCGUGGCUUCGGCGGGGGCAAGGGGCAUGGCGGCGGUGGCUUCAGCCGUGGUUUCGGAGGCGGCAAGGGCUUUGGCGGCGGUGGGUUCAGCCGUGGCUUCAGCGGUGGCUUUGGGGGCGGAAAGGGUGGAUACGGCCGUUGAUAAUUCCUCCCUCCCUGGACCCCUCCAGUGUGUGAGGCCUUCCCCCCGCCCAUUACUCCCUGUGCACUUGUCUGUCUCACUUCCUCUCACUUCGUCUCCUCACUGCGGAAGACUUGCCUUCUGAGGAUAUUCUUCCGCAGGUGGUCGUUGGAGAUUCUCCCGACAAAAUUUAUGAAUAGUGUGAACGAACUAACCGAAUGUCUGGAAUAUAUAAAAUAAUUUUCUUCCAAUUACAUGACUCACCUAAAA
Molecule: messenger RNA, 760 nt
Organism: Eriocheir sinensis (Chinese mitten crab)
Lineage: Eukaryota; Metazoa; Arthropoda; Malacostraca; Decapoda; Varunidae
Product: acanthoscurrin-1-like
Exons: 2
Coding region: 86-511 (141 amino acids)
Source: RefSeq, a predicted model, not a curated record